Molecule: messenger RNA, 6314 nt
Organism: Uloborus diversus
Lineage: Eukaryota; Metazoa; Arthropoda; Arachnida; Araneae; Uloboridae
Exons: 14
Coding region: 173-3502 (1109 amino acids)
Molecular function (GO): 3',5'-cyclic-AMP phosphodiesterase activity
Source: RefSeq, a predicted model, not a curated record
GCAGAGCGUCGAGCAGCGCUGACUUGGCGAGUUGCCAGGCGACUGCACCUCUCCGAAACCUCACUCCUCAUUCACUCACAAAGGACAGUAGCACUUCCGUCAACAGAUGGCUCAGGCAUAUAAUCGGGGAUCUUUGAUCAAUGUUUGAUGCACCGAGGGAUGUGAAGGAAUCAUGAUCCCUUACGUCUCAUGCAUGUGCUUCGGUGCAGAGCGGAAUCCAGCACGAAGACGACGAGCAUGGAAGCUUGUUUCUGCUCAGAAAGGAACCAAUGUUGUUAUUGGAAAAGACGACACUUUCUGCAUAAGCUUUCGCGAAAGCGAUGAAGAAGGCCUCUCAAAUGCCCUUACUGCAUCAGAAAUCUGCAUGCUAGAAGCUGUGAAGAAAGUCGAGCGUUUUCCUCUGACGUACACGGAGCAAGAGGUUCGUGCUGCUGGUAGUAGAUCGCGACAACCUGUCAUCACCCGUGUGCUUGACCUGAACCUCUUAGAUGACACUUAUGCUGGAGUGACGAAGACUCUGCUGUCCAAGUGCAAUAGCUGGUCCUUCAACACUUUCAAUCUUGAUGUUUCUACCGGUGGACGAUCCCUAUCCUACCUUCUCGUGCAUCUUUUUCAAGAAUAUGGUUUCGUGAAUCAUUUUAAACUUGAUAUCGUCAAAAUUUGGCACUGUUUUAAUUUGAUGGAAGCAGCUUACCAUAGACAUAAUCCAUAUCAUAAUUCGGUCCAUGCAGCAGAUGUCACACAAGCUAUGCAUUGUUUUCUCCAAGAAAACAAAUUUUCAGCUCAUUUAACUCCAUUAGAAGCCAUGUCAUCCGUCAUAGCAGCCGUAGCUCAUGAUCUAGAUCAUCCUGGCGUCACGCAAGCAUUUCUUGUUGCCACUUCAAACCAUCUCGUUAACCUUUAUCGUAACUCUUCAGUGUUAGAAAACCAUCACUGGCGAACGGCAAUCUCAUGUCUCAGUGAAUCAGGGAUAUUUGAUCAUUUGGACAAAGAUAUCUGGCUGGACAUACAGAGACAAAUUAGGUCUUUAAUCUUAGCUACAGAUAUUACGAGGCAGAAAGAGUUUCUUGCCAGAUUUAAAAACUACUUAAACACAGAAUGUCUUGAUAUGGAACAAGACCAGUAUCGCCAUUUCGCAUUGCAGAUUGCUUUAAAAUGUGCUGAUCUUUGCAAUCCAUGUCGGCCGUGGCCAAUUAGUCAAAGGUGGAGUUAUCAAGUAUGUCAAGAAUUUUAUCGACAAGGAGCUUAUGAGAGGCAGCUUAAACUUCCUUUGACUCCAACCUUUGACUGUAGUAGGACCAAAGUAGCGAAAAUCCAAGCAGAUUUCUUUCAGUUUGUUGUAUCUCCUUUAUUUGAGACGUGGGACCAUUUCUUAAAAACACCGUUAUCAAAUAAACUACUGGAAAAUUUGCGGCACAAUUAUAAUCAGUGGCGGCGGAGAAUGGAAAUGGUACAGAAAACUGAAGCUGAAAGAAAGGAAGAAAGUGAUAAUCCCCCUGAAAUAACUAUUGAUCCCUGUUCUUCUCUGGAUAUACUGGAAGAAUCAGCUGAGACUCGAGGUCAAGGAAUUCAGUUGCUGUCAGCCGAUUCAGACGUUGUUCUUAAGCAACAUAGAUCAAAAAGUGAUAGUGGACUCACCCCACGAUUACUUGCUCCUAAAAUUCAUAUGGAAACAUAUUCAACUGAAGAACUUCAUCCUAGCACGACAUUGCUCUCCCUCUCUAGUAUUACCAACACGGUACAAUUGCGGCAAGUCUAUGCUGCUACAAAAGUUGAAAGUCAUCUCAUAUGCCCUACAGUUUUCCAACCAAUAUACUCCUGUACAGAAGCAUGUGAAUCUGUUGUGAAAGAAACAGAGAGUUUAUCACAACCUGAAAAAUGCUCUGAUGGCCAUUGUAGUAAUGAUUCUGAGAUGGAUGGUAGCAGUUGUGACAAUGCUCAAUGUCCACCAAGCCGUUGUCUUGAUGGUUGCGGCACCCCUUCCCCGACAGAUAGCUCUUUAACUUUGCAAACACCUCAAUGUAAGCGACGAUCACAUUCACUGGUGACAGAGUCCGAAAGUGUCAAAUACUUGUCACAAGUACUAAGAAGCAGACGAGCCUCGGACUAUGGAUGCCAGUCGUAUAACAAAUCUUCCCAAGCGCCAAAAUGUUCAUUUCUUUCGAAUAACCCAUCGUUGUAUCAAAUCGAGUCUUCUGAGGAGCGAGAACUGCCUUCAUGCCACCACACUGCCAAUGAACCACUUUCAAAUAGUUUUUCCAGUAAAGGUGUUGAAUGUUCUUUCUUAACGAAUGUAUGUUCAAAUAAACAUUGUGCUACAAACGCUUGCAUAUGCAAGACUGAAUUUUAUAAGAAAACGCCAUCUUGGUGUUGGCAUAUCAGUCGUAGCUUUUCUGCUGAACGAACUCCUAGGCCAAGCCAUGAUUUCGAUUCUCCACUUCCAUCAUGGCAAGGCUCAACAUCUAGUCUAGCUCAUAAUGGCGGACGCAGUGGUAGACGUGGCUCUGCACCUGUGACUGCAUCUGAUAAAACUGAUAUUUUCGAUAGUCAACUCUCAAGCUUAGCAGGAAUUGAUUCCAGAGGUGGUCUCAGAGGUGGAGCAGAAAGAAAUGGUGCAUCUGGCCGAAGAUGGUCAAUUCCAAUAGAAACAAUAUCAGGAAUGCAAAUGACUGAAAUUACGUGCAGCGUACAGGAAAGUAACCGUAUUUCAGUACAUGGCAUCAGAAGAAACAGCUUUGGAUUAUUGGAACCGUUACUUAAUGUGCCGCUUCGCUCCGAAAGCAAUAUAUUACAUAACACUUCACAUGGAAUGAAUCCCGGUACUCAUUCUUGUAAUAGAUUAUCUGAGCAACGAACAAAAGAUGAGAUCGUUGAUGAAACAUGUGCUGCAAGUUCUAACUCAUUGCUGCCGAACCGAUCAUUAUCACACCAAGAAUCAGUACAAAGAAGAGGAUCUUUGCCUACAGAAGUUCCAAUUGCACUUAUGUGUAACAUCCCUAACCCGUCUCAUCAUUUGCCAAAUAAAUUAAGUGGUGAACAUAUUUUGCACAGUGACCCCCCGAAAACUAGUAGUAAUCGACAUUCUCUAAUGGAUCAUGCUCGAAAGCAUGGAUCUCCUGGUGAUCUCUUAAGUGUACUUAUUGGGCCAUCCGGCAUGCUCAAUACUAUGCAAGGUAUCGUCAGUAGUCAGACAAUCUGUGAAUGGCCAUCUGUUAUCGCUCAAGGUGGAUCAAGGCGUAGGUCUGGUGGUUUAGAAAUGCUUACUGGUUUUUGGCGUUCUCGGACAAGUGAUGUAAUAGGAGUGAGUAUGGCAAGAAAGUUGAAGCUACGGCGACAGUUGCUAGAAGACUGGACCUCUUGGAGGACUGAGCAAGAAAAUGAAAAGCUAUCUGGAAACACGAGUUCAACCAUAUCUGCUUUAGGUCAGCAAUUUAUCUAUCAUCAAAGAAGAGGUUCUGUUCCUCUUAGCGUUUCUUUGCUGUCAUCAGGCUCAGGUAAGUGAACACAGAGGACUGAUUGAGAUGAAUUUUUUUCUGCUUUCAUUGGCAUAGGAUCAGAAAAACCAAGUCUGCGUUUGUACCCUCAAAGAAAAUGAAACUUCUCACUGUAAAUAAUUUAAAACAAGAUCUUUUGUUAUAUUUGAAUCCAUCUGUAAUGUUUUUAUAAAUAGCAUAAGUGGAGUUUAAAUGAGUUCUUUGACUUAUUAAAUUUUAUUUAAACAUGUAUGCUUUUUUAAUUUUCAAAAUCUAAGCUUGUUAUUAACAUAGUAAAAUUUGGUGUCAAUUAUCAUUAAAAUAGAUUUGAAUAGGGGUGUUCAAUGACUGAUUUUCACUAGUAUAUACGUUGUGAAAGAUUAUAUUAUGUAUGUUCUAUAUAGUGUUUAAAUAUUAGGCGUAGACUUGAAAUAUGUAUAAAUUUUAUAUUUGGUUUUAGCUUUCUUUACAUUUUCUUCCGCUUCCUGUGUUUUCAAGUUCAAAAUUUCAUUAAAUUUUAAAUAAAAUUUGCUCAAAUACUACAAUGCUCUCGUAAUUUAGAAAUUUUUGCGUGUUUCUGCUGGACAAGGAAUUGCAAACUGAAAUGAAAAUUUUUAUUUUUCAUGCCUUUCAGCAUAACUAUUUGUACUUUUUGUAGCACCAUUACUUGAAUUUCUGACUAUCAUGACAAAUCGUUUAAUAUGUAUGUAUGGGGCUGUUACACUUUAUACACUAAAUGCAUAAGUUACUAGCUAAUAUUUUGUGUAAAGGAGCUUACCGUUUGUUACAUGGCACGAAUGAAAUGAGCUUUUAUUACAGUAAACAUUGACAACCUAGAAUCCCGUCAAUUCCAUUGCUUCAUUUGUGAUUAGAUAAAAAAUAAAAACACAACUACUUAAUCAAACGAUACUAUAUUUAUUUUUAUUCAAACGAAAUAAAAUAAUUUCUUGCAUAUACUACUUAGGGGCAUACAAUGACAGCAACUGUAAUGCUAUGCAUUUUAAAAGCUAAUGUAAUUGAAUGGAAAGCUUUUGAAUAAUGCUGUAAGAGAAAAUAUGGUGCAUUUCUACUUGUCUUUGUAAAAAAAAAAUUGUUUAAAUUAUUAAUACUAAUUGUUUAAAAAAAAAUAGAUUUCAUAAGAUUGAAAAAUAUUUUAGCAAGUUGAAAGAGAAAAGAAACUUUCUUUUCUGGAUGUUUUUUUUUUAUCUUGCAUGAUAAUAAAUUACAAAAUUAAUCAUAUAAUGCUCAUAUGUAAAUUUCAAAUUGUUCAAUGUGCUCUUGUAAUUAUUUUCAUACAACAAAAAAAAAAAACAAUUUAAAUAAAAUAUUAACGAAUCAUGCAUUUUCUUGAAUAACCACCAAAAUGUGUGCUAACCUUGUUUUGAGUCAAACGUCUUCCGAAAAAUAUGUUGUUGAUUCUAAAGUAAUUGCAAAAUGAUGCUAUUUAAAUACAUUUGCAAAAGUCAACUCUUCAUUGAUUUCCGAGCAUUGCUUUCUUCAAAAUUAAAUUUUGCUUCAGCUACCUAAAUACAUUUGGUAAUAUAGUAGUUGUUCAUGGGCGUAGCCAGGCACUUUCGUUUAAUAAAUCUUUUCUGUAAGAGCCCGUUUACAUUGGUUAAAAAAAGCAGGUUCAUUGCAACCUAAUGCUUACCAUGUGUAUAGCAGGAAAAUUCAGAGUAGGUACUGGUCAACUGCAGGUUUCAAUGUACACGGGUUUUUUCGAAAGAAGACAUUACGCCAGCUCAUUGCAUUUUCUAUAUAAACGCGCCUAAGUAUAUGAUUAUAUUCGAAGGGAGAACUGGAGUACAUCCUAAGGCAAAUAAAAUUGUCUAAGCCCCUGUUUUUCUACUUAAACCGCGAGAAGACUUUUAAUUUUAUUUCAUUUUGAUUAGUUACACCAAAAAUGCUGUCGAAAGCUAUGUCGAAAAUAGUCUGACGUUUACGAGAAUCUGGUACUAUGCUCUCACUAUAAUCUGUUCACGAAAAAAUAGACUGAAAGUAAACAAAUAGAUUGCCAGAAGAUUUACCACUAAAAUGCCCUUUUUGUAAAAAAUUUUCUGCAACAAGAAAAAAAGUAAACCAAUACUAUUCGCAUUCUCCGUCUGCUUGGCACCAAUUUGUUCUUGUCCAAGUCAAACACGUGAUUGGCCUCGCCAAAUGGCGCAUUUCUUCGUUUACAUUUAGUCUAUCUUUCCCGUGAAAGAAGUGUAGUUGUUCUUUUUUAUGUCACUGGGGGUGGUGGGUAGCUGUGCCCUGACACGCACACCUUGGCUACGCUCAUGUAGUCAUUAUUGCAUAGUAUAAGAUAUAUAUCUGACUUGAUGUUCUUGAAGGAUAAUAUCAGUGUUCCUGAGUCUAGGAUAGAAGUUUGCUACUCUCAGAGGAUGCAUCGCAAGUAGAAAUCUAUCUUAUUUCAUAUCAAUGGGAGACUCAUUGUGAACGAGAUAUUGAAGUAAUUGCAAAUGGGAACAGUGCUGUUUGAAUUCCGAAUGUUCUUAAUGUUUCAUUGAUAUGCAGAUCUUUGUCUUGUGGUGGAUUUGGUAUAACUACAUACAUGUGUUCCUGUAAUAGUUCUAAAUGGAUAUAUAGCCCCAAAAUUAGAUGAUAGGUUGUAUGUGUAUCUUGGAUUUGCAUUGACAUGUAUCUUUGUAUGUCAAAAGAUACGUUCUUUUUUCUUCGGUGUGUGCUUACGAACAGCAAAUAACUUCUUUACAAAUUACUGUUAAAUGUUUAUUAAGCCAUUAUUAUUGACUGAACUUGCUGAUAAUAUAUUUAGUAUUUUAUUCGUAAUGUUGAGGUAAUUUCAAUUAAUAUAUACAAAUAUUUCUACAAUAAAAUACA